Propithecus coquereli (Coquerel's sifaka) is the source of this 5706-nucleotide messenger RNA. It is a transcript of the gene EML6, whose product is annotated as echinoderm microtubule associated protein like 6. NCBI's taxonomy places the organism in Eukaryota, Metazoa, Chordata, Mammalia, Primates, Indriidae. Gene Ontology annotation, molecular function: microtubule binding. The coding region runs from base 1 to 5706 and encodes 1901 amino acids. The transcript has 40 exons. The record is from RefSeq and is a predicted model, not a curated record.
AUGGCGGAUCGGACAGCUCCCGGCUGCCGGCUCCGGCUGGAGUGGGUGUACGGGUACCGGGGUCACCAGUGCCGCAACAACCUGUACUACACGGCCGGCAAGGAGGUGGUCUACUUUGUGGCUGGGGUCGGGGUGGUUUACAACACCCGCGAGCACGGCCAAAAAUUCUUCUUGGGACACAACGACGACAUUAUCAGCCUUGCCUUACACCCAGACAAAACUCUUGUUGCAACUGGCCAAGUUGGGAAGGAGCCAUAUAUAUGCAUAUGGGAUUCCUAUAAUGUCCAGACUGUGUCUAUUCUUAAAGAUGUCCAUACACACGGAGUUGCCUGCCUGUCUUUUGACUCAGAUGGACAGCGUUUAGCCUCUGUGGGAUUGGAUGCCAAAAACACGGUCUGUGUCUGGGACUGGCGGAAGGGGAAACUUUUGGCCUCAGCCACCGGCCAUUCCGACCGGAUUUUUGAUAUUUCCUGGGAUCCAUAUCAGCCAAACAGAGUGGUUAGCUGUGGAGUAAAACAUAUAAAGUUUUGGACACUAUGUGGAAAUGCCCUGACUGCAAAAAGAGGAAUAUUUGGCAAAACAGGGGAUCUUCAGACCAUCCUUUGCCUUGCAUGUGCCAAAGAAGACAUCACCUACUCUGGUGCUUUAAAUGGUGACAUCUAUGUCUGGAAAGGGCUCAAUUUAGUUCGCACCAUUCAAGGAGCACAUAGUGCGGGAAUCUUUAGCAUGUAUGCUUGUGAAGAAGGCUUUGCCACCGGUGGGCGAGAUGGGUGUAUACGACUGUGGGAUACUGAUUUCAAACCAAUAACCAAAAUCGAUCUCAGGGAGACAGAACAAGGAUAUAAAGGCCUCUCCAUCCGGAGUGUGUGCUGGAAAGCAGACCGCCUCCUAGCAGGGACCCAGGACAGCGAGAUAUUUGAAGUGAUCGUGCGAGAACGGGACAAACCGAUGUUGAUUCUGCAGGGCCACUGCGAGGGGGAGCUCUGGGGUCUGGCCCUGCACCCCAAGAAGCCUCUGGCCGUGACCGGCAGCGACGACCGUUCUGUCAGGCUGUGGAGCCUGGCCGACCACGCCUUGAUCGCCCGCUGUAACAUGGAGGAAGCGGUUCGCAGCGUUGCUUUUAGCCCAGAUGGAUCUCAGCUGGCCCUGGGCAUGAAGGACGGCUCUUUCAUUGUUCUCCGAGUCAGAGAUAUGACAGAAGUGGUUCACAUCAAAGAUCGAAAAGAAGUCAUUCAUGAAAUGAAAUUUUCUCCAGAUGGUUCUUACCUUGCAGUGGGAUCCAACGAUGGCCUAGUAGAUGUCUAUGCUGUUGCCCAGCGGUAUAAGAAAAUCGGAGAAUGCAAUAAGUCCCUUAGUUUCAUUACGCACAUUGACUGGUCCUUGGAUAGUAAAUACUUGCAAACUAAUGACGGUGCAGGAGAACGAUUGUUCUACAAAAUGCCAUUAAUGGGCCUUUUGAGUAAUAGGGCAUAUCUUAUUAGACUGAGUAACGUGCUUGCAGAGGGAGCCAAAUUUAGAAAGUAUGUGGGUCACUCUGCACAUGUCACAAACGUCCGCUGGUCCCAUGACUUCCAGUGGGUGUUAAGCAUAGGUGGGGCCGACCACUCGGUUUUCCAGUGGAGGUUUGUUCCAGAAGGGGUCAGCAAUGGCAUGCUGGAAACUGCACCACAGGAAGGCCGCACUGAUUCCUACAGUGAAGAAUCUGAUUCAGAUUUAUCCGAUGUGCCCGAAUUGGACUCUGAUAUUGAGCAAGAAACUCAGAUCAAUUAUGAUCGCCAGGUUUACAAAGAAGAUCUACCUCAGCUAAAGCAACAAAGUAAAGAGAAAAACCACGCAGUGCCCUUCCUCAAACGAGAAAAGGCUCCCGAGGACAGCUUAAAACUCCAGUUCAUACACGGUUACAGAGGCUACGACUGUAGAAACAACCUGUUCUACACACAAACUGGAGAAGUGGUCUACCACAUUGCUGCAGUUGCUGUAGUGUACAACCGGCAGCAACACUCCCAGAGGCUGUACCUGGGGCAUGACGAUGACAUCCUCAGCCUGACCAUCCAUCCAGUGAAGGACUACGUGGCCACUGGGCAGGUUGGAAGAGAUGCUGCUAUUCAUGUGUGGGACACACAAACUCUAAAAUGUUUAUCACUGUUGAAAGGACAGCAUCAGAGAGGAGUGUGUGCUCUCGAUUUUUCAGCCGAUGGAAAAUGUCUGGUGUCGGUCGGUUUAGACGAUUUUCACAGUAUUGUGUUUUGGGACUGGAAAAAGGGAGAAAAGAUAGCCACGACAAGAGGACAUAAAGAUAAGAUAUUUGUGGUAAAGUGUAACCCACACCAUGUUGACAAACUGGUUACAGUUGGGAUAAAGCACAUCAAAUUCUGGCAACAAGCAGGUGGGGGCUUCACCUCUAAAAGAGGAACUUUUGGAAGUGUUGGAAAAUUGGAAACAAUGAUGUGUGUUUCUUAUGGACGAAUGGAAGAUCUAGUGUUCUCAGGAGCUGCUACUGGAGAUAUUUUUAUUUGGAAAGACGUUUUACUACUGAAGACAGUGAAAGCUCAUGACGGGCCUGUGUUUGCUAUGUAUGCAUUGGAUAAGGGCUUUGUAACAGGUGGAAAGGAUGGAAUCGUCGAGCUCUGGGAUGAUAUGUUUGAAAGAUGCUUGAAGACUUACGCCAUUAAAAGAGCAGCAUUGUCAACUAGCUCAAAAGGCUUGCUUUUGGAAGAUAACCCUUCCAUUCGUGCCAUCACUUUGGGACAUGGACAUAUCCUGGUGGGAACGAAAAAUGGAGAGAUUCUGGAAAUCGAUAAGAGCGGCCCAAUGACGCUACUCGUGCAGGGGCACAUGGAGGGAGAAGUGUGGGGGUUGGCCGCGCACCCUCUCCUGCCCAUCUGUGCAACAGUGAGCGAUGAUAAAACGCUUCGGAUCUGGGAAUUAUCUGCCCAGCACCGGAUGCUGGCAGUCCGGAAACUCAAAAAAGGUGGAAGAUGUUGUGCCUUCUCCCCUGACGGGAAAGCCUUAGCAGUUGGCUUGAAUGAUGGGAGUUUCCUGGUUGUAAAUGCUGACACUGUUGAAGACAUGGUCUCCUUCCAUCACAGAAAAGAAAUGAUCUCUGACAUUAAAUUUUCAAAAGAUACGGGAAAAUACCUUGCUGUGGCAUCCCACGAUAACUUUGUGGAUAUUUACAACGUGCUUACUAGCAAAAGGGUUGGCAUCUGUAAAGGAGCUUCUAGUUACAUUACACAUAUCGACUGGGACUCUAGAGGAAAAUUAUUGCAAGUUAAUUCAGGUGCCAAAGAACAACUUUUUUUUGAAGCUCCAAGAGGCAAACGGCACAUAAUAAGACCUUCAGAGAUCGAGAAGAUAGAAUGGGACACAUGGACCUGUGUCCUGGGGCCCACCUGUGAGGGGAUCUGGCCAGCACACAGCGACGUGACCGAUGUGAAUGCCGCCAGCCUCACAAGAGACUGUUCCCUCUUAGCCACUGGAGAUGACUUUGGUUUUGUUAAGCUUUUUUCAUAUCCUGUGAAGGGACAGCACGCAAGAUUCAAGAAGUACGUGGGGCACAGCGCACACGUCACCAACGUGAGGUGGCUGCACAACGACUCCGUGUUGCUCACGGUGGGCGGCGCCGACACGGCCUUGAUGAUCUGGACGAGGGAGUUUGUGGGGACCCAGGAGAGCAAGCUGGUGGACAGCGAGGAGUCAGACACCGACGUGGAGGAGGAUGGAGGCUAUGACAGCGAUGUUGCUAGAGAAAAGGCCAUCGACUACACCACCAAGAUCUACGCGGUGAGCAUCAGGGAAAUGGAAGGCACCAAGCCACACCAGCAGCUGAAAGAAAUCUCAGUGGAAGAAAGGCCGCCUGUUAGCCGAGCAGCUCCCCAGCCUGAGAAACUCCAGAAGAACAACAUCACCAAAAAGAAGAAACUGGUUGAGGAGCUGGCUCUAGACCACGUGUUCGGCUACAGAGGGUUCGACUGCCGCAAUAACCUGCACUACCUUAACGACGGGGCGGACAUCAUCUUCCACACGGCGGCGGCUGGCGUCGUCCAGAACCUUUCCACAGGGAGCCAGAGCUUCUACCUGGAGCACACAGAUGACAUCCUCUGCCUCACAGUGAACCAGCACCCCAAGUACAGAAAUGUGGUGGCCACCAGCCAGAUAGGAACAACACCUUCCAUCCACAUAUGGGACGCCAUGACCAAACACACCCUCUCCAUGCUGCGGUGCUUCCACUCCAAGGGGGUGAAUUACGUCAACUUCAGUGCAACUGGAAAGCUCCUGGUGUCAGUGGGCGUGGACCCUGAGCACACCAUCACUGUCUGGCGAUGGCAAGAAGGUGCCAAGGUUGCCAGCCGAGGGGGUCACCUGGAGCGCAUAUUUGUGGUGGAAUUUCGCCCCGACUCAGACACGCAGUUCGUAUCCGUUGGGGUGAAACACAUGAAGUUCUGGACCCUGGCAGGCAGCGCCUUGCUUUACAAGAAAGGGGUCAUCGGGUCCUUGGGGGCGGCCAAGAUGCAGACGAUGCUCUCCGUGGCCUUCGGUGCUAACAAUCUCACUUUCACGGGUGCCAUCAACGGAGACGUCUACGUCUGGAAGGACCACUUCCUCAUCCGGCUGGUGGCCAAGGCGCACACAGGCCCUGUGUUCACAAUGUACACGACCCUUCGCGAUGGACUCAUAGUGACCGGCGGGAAAGAGCGGCCGACCAAAGAAGGAGGUGCUGUAAAAUUGUGGGACCAGGAGAUGAAGCGCUGCCGGGCCUUCCAGCUGGAGACGGGGCAGCUGGUGGAGUGUGUGCGCUCCGUGUGCCGCGGCAAAGGAAAAAUUUUAGUGGGAACCAAAGAUGGAGAAAUAAUUGAAGUUGGCGAAAAAAACGCUGCUUCCAACAUCCUGAUUGAUGGACACAUGGAAGGAGAGAUCUGGGGCCUGGCCACACACCCCUCCAAGGACAUCUUCAUCUCUGCCAGCAACGACGGCACAGCCCGGAUCUGGGACCUGGCUGACAAGAAGCUGCUGAACAAGGUGAGCCUGGGCCAUGCUGCUAGGUGUGCAGCCUACAGCCCUGACGGGGAGAUGGUGGCAAUUGGCAUGAAGAAUGGAGAGUUUGUCAUCUUGUUGGUGAACAGCCUGAAAGUUUGGGGGAAAAAGCGAGACCGGAAAUCUGCUAUCCAAGAUAUCAGAAUCAGCCCAGACAACCGAUUCUUAGCUGUCGGUUCUUCUGAACACACAGUUGACUUCUAUGACCUCACCCAGGGCACAAAUCUGAACCGCAUUGGCUACUGCAAAGAUAUCCCAAGCUUUGUGAUUCAGAUGGAUUUUUCUGCGGAUAGCAAAUACAUUCAGGUGUCAACCGGAGCCUAUAAGCGCCAGGUGCAUGAGGUGCCCCUGGGGAAGCAAGUAACAGAAGCCAUGGUCAUUGACAAGAUCACCUGGGCCUCCUGGACAAGUGUUCUGGGAGAUGAAGUCAUUGGAAUCUGGCCGCGAAAUGCAGACAAGGCUGAUGUCAACUGCGCAUGUGUGACCCAUGCUGGCCUGAACAUUGUUACAGGAGAUGAUUUUGGGCUUGUGAAGCUCUUUGAUUUCCCAUGCAUGGAAAAAUUUUCCAAACAUAAACGUUACUUUGGUCACUCAGCUCACGUGACGAACAUCCGUUUCUCUUACGACGACAAGUAUGUGGUCAGCACUGGAGGAGACGACUGCAGGUACUAA